This is a messenger RNA of Pantherophis guttatus, 627 nucleotides long. The record is from RefSeq and is a predicted model, not a curated record. Lineage: Eukaryota; Metazoa; Chordata; Lepidosauria; Squamata; Colubridae.
AUGUAUUUAAAGAGACUUCAGGAAACACAAGUCUCCGCUAUCAUCAUGAUCACCCUCACUCAUAACGAUGUCUUAAAAGUUUGCCUUGUGCUAGUUCUCUUUGCAAAACCCAGUCAAUUCUCGGUUUUCAGAUGCUCUGUCUUUCAUGCUCAGUGGAGGCAACUGAUCCAGAAUAACCUACCUCAUCUCUGCAGAACAAAUGAAGAAAUUCCACUGCAAUGCAUACACGAACUGACAGACUUCCGAUUUCCUCGGGAAGUUCUUGAAGUCAGUAAUGGAGACAAUGCAGUUAUAAUCUAUGAGCUCCUCCAACAGAUUUCUUGCCUUCUUUCAAAUGCCCAUUUCUACCAAGCCUGGAACUCAACAUGUUUCGAAAACCUAAAGAACGUCCUUUACCAGCAAACGAAGAGCCUAGAAACGUGCUUGAAUGCAACUGAGAUGCACAAGGGACCAAGGAAUUGUGACAACGUGACAUCUUAUUUGCUAAUUCUAAAAGUGAAAAGAUAUUUUCAAAGAAUCAACAAUUUCCUAACUGUGAAGCAAUAUAGUAGUUGUUCCUGGGAAAUGAUCCAUUUAGAAAUUAAAGGAUGCCUGCUGUUCAUAACCCAUCUUCUUAAAAUGCUCUAA